ACUUCAAAGCCAUAAAUCUUCCCUCUGACUGGCUGGCGGCCCAGCAAAGUCCUUAUCAAAUUCUUGGAGGUGAUCCUGAAGCGCUCAGACCGCGCGCGGGGCGAGCGAGCGGGGCGCGGCGAGGGGCGAGGGCGGGGAGGGCCCCGGCGCGCAGAGCAGGCGCCAGGGAGGCAGGCUGGGCGGCCCUUCGUCCUCGCCUUCGGGUGUCCAUGCCUCGGCGGCUGCGUCCCGCUCCGCAGCCAGGGGCCUGCAAGCCAUAGCCAUGGCCGCGGUGGCCGUCCUCCGGAACGACUCGCUGCAGGCCUUUCUCCAGGACCGCACCCCCAGCGCCUCCCCGGACCUGGGCAAGCACUCGCCCCUGGCAUUGCUGGCCGCCACCUGUAGCCGCAUCGGCCAGCCGGGCGUGGCGGCGCCCCCGGACUUCCUGCAGGUGCCCUACGACCCCGCGCUGGGCUCACCCUCCAGGCUCUUCCACCCGUGGACCGCCGACAUGCCGGCGCACUCGCCAGGCGCACUGCCGCCCCCGCACCCCAGCCUGGGGCUGACGCCGCAGAAGACGCACCUGCAGCCGUCCUUCGGCGCUGCGCACGAGCUUCCCCUCACACCCCCCGCCGACCCCUCGUACCCCUACGAGUUCUCGCCGGUCAAGAUGCUGCCCUCGAGCAUGGCGGCUCUGCCCGCCAGCUGCGCGCCCGCCUACGUGCCCUACGCGGCGCAGGCCGCGCUCCCUCCGGGCUACUCCAACUUGCUGCCUCCGCCGCCGCCACCGCCCCCGCCGCCCACCUGCCGCCAGUUGUCACCCAACCCGGCCCCCGACGACCUCCCGUGGUGGAGCAUCCCGCAGGCGGGCGCCGGGCCGGGGGCCUCCGGGGUUCCGGGAAGCGGCCUCUCCAGCGCCUGUGCCGGGGCCCCCCACGCGCCCCGCUUCCCCGCCUCUGCGGCGGCUGCUGCUGCGGCCGCCGCCGCCCUGCAAAGAGGCCUGGUGUUGGGCCCGUCGGACUUUGCGCAGUACCAGAGCCAGAUCGCCGCGCUGCUGCAGACCAAGGCCCCCCUGGCGGCCACGGCCAGGAGGUGCCGCCGCUGCCGCUGUCCCAACUGCCAGGCGGCGGGCGGCGCCCCCGAGGCGGAGCCGGGCAAGAAGAAGCAGCACGUGUGCCACGUGCCAGGCUGCGGCAAGGUGUACGGGAAGACGUCGCACCUGAAGGCGCACCUGCGCUGGCACACGGGCGAGCGACCCUUCGUGUGCAACUGGCUCUUCUGCGGGAAGAGCUUCACGCGCUCGGACGAGCUGCAGCGGCACCUGCGGACUCACACGGGCGAGAAGCGCUUCGCCUGUCCCGAGUGCGGCAAGCGCUUCAUGCGCAGCGACCACCUCGCGAAGCACGUCAAGACUCACCAGAAUAAGAAGCUCAAAGUCGCUGAAGCCGGGGUUAAGCGGGAGGACGCGCGGGACCUGUGAGCCCUCCCGGAGGUGGACCCCCUUCCCAGCACCUCUGCGGGAGAUCCGGGGACCUGUGGGCAGCUGGCGGAGGGGAGACUCAGCAGACGGACCCUCUCCGUUGCCUGCCUCCCGAAAUGGAGCUAGGCUCCCAACUUCCCCUGCCCUCGGACAUAGGGACCCAGUUCCCAGGAGCGGGGAGGUAGGGUUGGGGCUGAGGCAUUUGGAUUAUAAUUGGAAGCUCUGCCUUACGCCAGGGCGGUUCCAAACUAUAAACCGUUCCCACCGUCAGGGAGACCUACAGUUUUGGGGGACCACCCUGGGCUGGCCUUGUAUAUAGGAAAUGCUGCUGAAGUGAAGCGAAAGGAACUUGGGAGAUUUGAAAUAGUGCUUGGGUUUUCGCUAGGACCGGUUUGGGCUUUGUACAGGUUAUUUAAUAGCUUUAAGAUAAUUAUAAUAAUUAUAACAUUAAUAAAAACGUUGCUUUUGUCUUCAGCUCCAUGCAGAGCUACAGCAUGAUAUGUCUCUGUAAAGUGAUCAGCAGUUGCAGCGUGAAAAUAAAUACGUUAACUCAGGGGUCACUACAGGAAGACCCCGCUGA
Messenger RNA from Nomascus leucogenys (northern white-cheeked gibbon), 2039 nucleotides. It is a transcript of the gene SP5, whose product is annotated as Sp5 transcription factor. Gene Ontology annotation, molecular function: RNA polymerase II cis-regulatory region sequence-specific DNA binding; DNA-binding transcription factor activity, RNA polymerase II-specific. NCBI's taxonomy places the organism in Eukaryota, Metazoa, Chordata, Mammalia, Primates, Hylobatidae. Gene Ontology annotation, biological process: regulation of transcription by RNA polymerase II. The record is from RefSeq and is a predicted model, not a curated record.